This is a messenger RNA of Durusdinium trenchii, 3654 nucleotides long. NCBI's taxonomy places the organism in Eukaryota, Dinophyceae, Suessiales, Symbiodiniaceae. The record is from the annotation of a GenBank genome assembly.
AUGUCCUUUUCUGCUGAGCACGGGAAGACCGGAGAUGAACUUGGUGAGCUGCUUGCAGGAAUGUUUGACUCCAAACCCAAUGCAGUACUUCAACGCAGCGUCGACGGUAUGACCCUUGCAGAGAUGCAACAGCAUGUUCUUCGUUUGGCGUCCACUCUUCGUGUGGCGCAGGUGGGUCAUGUGGCCCUUUGUUUGCAUCCGGGCUUUGGACUGGUCGUUUCGCUGGUAGCGGUCCUUUGGUGUGGCCGGGCCUUUGUACCUCUUGAUCCCAGUUAUCCUCUAAGUCGUUUGCAGUUCAUCUUGGACGAUUCCGAGGCCCAAGUAUUGGUGUCACAGAGAGAGAUCAUGGAGGUACUGCACAGUUUGGACAUCAUGUCCAAGAUCUUCAUCUUACUGAUCGAUUCCUCGGGUGCCCUGGUCUGUGGACACGUCUCCGGAGAUACCUCUUGGAGAACCAAGCCCUCAGCAUCUGCCUAUAUCAUUUACACCAGUGGAAGUACCGGAGUUCCGAAAGGUGUGAUGGUGUCGCGGCAGAACUUUGCAAAUGUCCUCAGGUCCUUUAAGGACAUGAUGGAAGUCAAGCUGUUGAAUGAAGGUCGUCAGCCAAGACCAAAGCAGAUUUGGUGGAUAGCUCAUACCACGAUUUGCUUUGACAUUGCGCUUCUGGAAUUGUUCUUGCCCUUGGUGAUGAACAUCUUCAGUGAUGGUCUUAGGCACUUGGUCUUAGAACUUCUCGACCGCAGCACGACCCAAAAUGGUGACUGCUUCAAGCAACACUUGGAGCGCGUUUCUGCUGACCAGACCCUCACGAUUCUCCAGGGAACUCCCAGCACCUUCAACGUCCUACGGUCUGCCGGAUGGACGCCAAGAGCGAAUCACCUCCUCUUGUGUGGUGGGGAACCAUUCCCAUUGUGGUUGGCGGACUUUUCGUCCACCUCGGAGAUCUACAACGUCUAUGGUCCCACGGAGACGACCAUUUGGUCCUUGGUGCACCACGUGAGACGAGCAUACACGGCAUACACGUCCGAGCUCCGAAAUCUGGGGGUUCCGAUUGGCCAAGCAAUUCGACAUACCACUGUACAAGUGGAUGCUUCCGUGGGAGGAACCGAUGAAUCUGAAAGCACCGAGCUCUCUCCGCAUGCUACAGGGAGCCGUGGAGAACUUGUGAUUGGAGGUUUGGGGGUGAGUCUUGGUUAUUGGAAGCGGCCGGAGCUCACAAGAACUCGAUUUUUUGAAGCAGAUGGAGUGCGCCACUUUCGAACUGGCGAUCUGGUUCUGGAGGUCAGGGAGGAUGGCACAGAUACAAUUGAAUGCACAAAACAGCCUGGGAAGCUGUUCUGCUUGGGUAGACUGGAUCAGCAAGUGAAAUUGAACGGCUUUCGAAUUGAAUUGGGAGAGAUCGAAACCUUGCUACAGAGCAUGAAAGGCAUUCAGCAAGCUGCUGUUCAAGUGAGAUGCAAUAAUUCCAGCAUCAAGGUUUUGGUUGCAUACAUUGUGUGGAAAACGGCCACACAGAUCCAAACCACCCAUGAGAUGCUUGUUUUCCUUCGGAAGCACUUGCCAGACUACAUGCUGCCACAGCGUUUCGUGAACCUUGAAAGCCUUCCGAUGACUUUGAACGGCAAAAUCGAUCGCGGGCAGCUCCCUGAUCCGUGGGAGGCAACGAAGUUAUCGAGUGGAGUUGGUGAAGCGAAUGAAUCGAAUGACGACCAGGUCAGUUCUGAGGAGAUCCAGGUGGAGAGGUUGCGGCACAUCGUUCUAGAGGUGAUUCAGGAGGUGAUUGCAGGUCGAAGCCACACCUCCAGCGGUGACGUCGACGUUUCCACGGAUGCCUCCAUGCAGGGUAUGGAAGGUGAGCACUGGCGACAUUUGGGUUUGAACUCGACCAUGGCCACCAGCUUCAGUGCUCGUUUGCAAGAGCGCCUCCAAACCACUUGGACGACUUUCUCCAGAACACCUGUUCGACCGUCCAUCAUGUUUGAAUGUCGCACCAUGUCGGAGCUGGUGUCACAUCUCGUGCACCUGGGCAACCCGCACGACCCGCAGGGCGGCCAGGAGGGCUCGAGGACGGAAAACCCACUGGACAGGGAAAGCACCGCGAGGACACGGUCCGCGCCAGAGGGUUCGUCAGGAGCGCGGCUGGCCGCGCCAGUGGGUGAAGCGCAGGUGAAGUGGGUGCGCCACGUGGUGUCCUUGGGCACUCUGUGCAUGACAGCACAGGCCAUGGAGCACUGGAACCUCCGACGGUGGCCGGGGCCCUUCGACUGGAUCUUCUCGGGUCCGGAGAUGGUGACGCAUUGCUUGGCCGAGGGACGCCGUGGAGCACCCGGAGGUUCGAGAUCCUUCGCCACGUUCCUGGAUGCCAGCAAGUAUCUCGCAAAGCCAUGCAACAAGGCUGGCCAUGAAGUUUACUCUGCGAUGCUGCAACGUGACGUGAUUUUCAACCACCACAAUCCGAUGCUGGAGAAGGACUACGAGUUCUUCGUGGCGAAUGUCAAGUCACUCCAGGCACUCAUGUGGAGUCCGCACUCGCUGCCCGAGCCGAAUGGGCGAUCGCCGCGCUGCAGCUCGAUGGUUCUUUUUCUCCUCUUCAACUUGGAGCGGCGCGUGCCCUUGCGCCACAGCGCCAUUCAGGAGCUCUUCCAGGAGUUGACGUCGCAAUGCUCCUGGAACUUUCAACUUCUGGUGGUCCAAGUCCACACCAAGGCGGCGGAGAGUCCUCAGAGUCGCUUGUUGGAAGAUCGCUCGAGUCGCAACUGCAGCAACCUGACGCAACAACUGUUGGUCUAUGAGCUUCUUUGUCAAGGUGCGCAUGAUGGAUGGCGCUUCAGUGAUGAGAAAGACAUGCAAGCACUGGGUGAGAUUGUGUUGAAUGGUCGUGACUUCCGGUUGAUGCCUGCUCCGGGCGAAAAGCUUGCGAAGUGCAACACCCUCUCUUGCCCAUUCUCCAACACGUGGCUCUCAACUCACUGUUGUCACAGCUGUGCGAAAACGUCUGGAUCCCGCCAUGGAGACAGAUGCGAUGGGAUCAAGCACCAUGGCCAUGACGACACUCAGCGGCCGGGCGAGAUGAAGAGUGUGAGCACUCGGAGUGGCACGGUUUCGCGGGCAGUACGUUUCCAAGAGGCCUUGUCGAAGGCACGUGAACUGCAACGCACUGCAAAGUGCCUACAAAUUCAAAGUUCAGCAGUCAGGAAGUUGCGGAGUGUGCUUCCAAAGCAGCAAACACAUUUGGAGCAUUCCAGCAGCCAAGAUUGUUGUCACAUGGAGUCAGUCACCGAUGAAUGGCAAUUCUUGGGGUAUCCACUCUACGCGGAUGAAGGUUGCAGAAUUUGGUCUCCAGGCGCUUCCGAUUUGCGUGCAGCUUUUCAAACUUUGCUGGACUGGCCACGAUCGAAGGCGCCAGCUUUCUUAUUGGUCGAAGGCGCCAGCGGCCAGGCGGCCUUGGACCAAGCGGCCAGCACGACGGCCACGGCCAGGUCGACGUCGCGCCGGGCGGGCCGCUUGCUGGGCUUCAAAGCCAACACUGAUUUGUUCGUGGCCAAUUCUUCGCAGUGGUCGGACAAGCUGCCACGAACGACAGAGGAGUUCGUGCUCUUCGGCCACAUCAACAGGGACGAGAUGCAGCAAGACCCUAUAGCUGAUGAAACUUGA